AGCAGAAAUAAUCGCUGCAUGGACAUACAAGCGUUUUGCAACUCCAACUUUGGGGGUUUUAUUGUUUAGUUAUUGUCCUUACAUAAUUACUAUGUGACUCUCAGCAUAUCCCCCUACAGAAAAAACGGUAGGUUGUGUCUGAUGAUCGAUUUUUUUGUCUGUUCUUACCGUUUAUCAGACACUAGCACAUUUUCAGCUCUUGAAGACUUAGUAGUUGAUAUUUAUCAAUUCUUUUUUGCAUACAUUCAUAGUAACACAUGCUUGAUCAGAUGGUGCAAAAGAAAAUUUUUUAUUACUGCUUGUUUCCUCAGAAUGAGUGUCUGAACAUGCAUUGUGUCUGAAUAUAGAUGCCUUACUCUAUACUAUACCCGUGGCCACCUACGAGCUCUUCGAGUAAUUAUAUGCAAACCGCCCUUAACAUAAUGUUCAUGCACACAAGCAAAAACUAUUCUUCAAUGUUUAAACCUUAUAGUUGUAAGGAAGUACAUGCAUUUCAUGCCUUUUUAGGGAGAACUAUAAAUAGUAUAUUGCACAUUUUGUGGUCAUUACGAUUGACCUUAUAUACACACUGAAGUUGAAACUAACAAAAGAACAGUAUAGCUAUUAUGGCUACUCCUAAUCCAGAGCCAGUGUUUGUCAAAGAGUUAGCUGAUAAGUACAAGUGUAGUAUUUGUACUAACCUUCUAGACACACCAGUUCUAACUGAGUGCUGUGGACAGCAUUUUUGCAAAGCCUGUCUGGAAAAGUGGAUCACAAAAAAAAAGGCAACAAUUUGCCCCCAGUGUCGAGCAGAAAACUUCAAUAAGAUCGUUUCCCAGCCGAUAAUCAGAGAAAUCAAACAGUUGGGUGUGUAUUGUACGAAUCGUGACAACGGGUGUAAAGUACUCAUCAGUUAUGGAGAUUUCCCGAAGCACGUGAACGAAUGUACGUUUGGAUACGUUAAAUGCACCAACAAUUGCGAUACAGCCAGAUUGCUAAGAAAAGACCUCGAACAUCAUUGCAAACAAGAGUGUCCUAAUAGAAUAGUGCACUGUGAGCUUUGUAACGAAGAGGGCAAGCAUUGUCGAAUAGUUGGAAGGCACAAACGAACUUGCCCUAACGUCAUCGUAGCAUGCCCUAACAAAUGCAACGAGAAAUUAAAGAGAAAAGACAUCGAAGAGCACAGAAAAGAGUGUCCACUUGAGAUUGUGGAUUGUCCCUUUAAAGAGGCUGGUUGUGAAGUGAGGCUGCCUCGUAAAAAUAUCUCGGACCAUGAAGCGUCUAGCAUGCAAAACCAUCUCCGACUUACCAUGACAACUAUGGUUACUGCUAAUACAGCUCUAGCUCGUGUUAAGAGAGAGAAUAAGGAACUAAAACGAGACUUUGACACGCUUGUUUCAGUUGUAUCAACAGGGUUUAGUUCAAUGGACAUUUCCCCAACUGAUACGAAACCAAUGAAUGGUAUUAAAACAAUACUAACCUCCCUAACCACAAUGAUACAACCUAAUGGCAAGACUCACUGCGUACAUAUAACUGAUAAACUGGGAUUAUUCGAGGAUCCAGAAAAGUCACUACGAAACACAUCCAUAAUAGCCAGUUCUCCACCACUAUGCGUAUACCCAGGAUUCAUAAUCUACCUUGGAGUUAGUAGAAGUGCAUGGAAAGGAACCUUAAAUUAUCGUCUUCUGCUAGAGAAAAGCGAUAUCCACGGUUACCCUGAGAAACUAUCUAUUAAAGUACAGCCUACAACAGGACGACCAUUCUCGUGUUCCUUAAACGACCUUAAAAAAACAAAUACCAUACGAUGUGACUCAGGAAGAGAACUUAAGCUAACAGGUUUCAUAUAUUCUCUGAUAUCUUCGGACUUAGAUUUCUAUGUUGACAUUACUUUUCUACAAUAAGCACAUUAAGUAUAUAGUUUAUUCUACGAUCUGUACAUAGAAAGCCUUCUAUAUAAUUAUACCCAAUGUACAAGCAUCUUAGUGUUUUUUUGCAAAUUAUGAGUGAUUCUGUAUAAUACGUCAUUUCAAAAGCUGUUUUUGUUUCUGUUUAA
Messenger RNA from Halichondria panicea, 2032 nucleotides. Its product is annotated as TNF receptor-associated factor 5-like. NCBI's taxonomy places the organism in Eukaryota, Metazoa, Porifera, Demospongiae, Suberitida, Halichondriidae. The record is from RefSeq and is a predicted model, not a curated record. The transcript has a single exon. Gene Ontology annotation, molecular function: zinc ion binding. Bases 606 to 1880 code for a protein of 424 amino acids.